GCGGGCAGUUUCCUUUUUCAGACGUCGAGAACAUAUCUAUUCUGGACUCUAAUCCCAUCUGGAAUUGACGUGAUUACGUGUAACGCAAAGCUCUCAGCUCUCGGCUGCAGCGCUGCUGCGCAGCCUGCUGGGCGGCGAAUGGCUCAGGAUCGCUUCCAAACAUGCCUAUUGCAUUCUGCUUCCUGCUCUCGGUACAUGAAUAGGCUGUAAGAAGAGUGCAACUUAUCACCGAGCACAGGAUGGGUAUCUGUUUUCUUCUGUUAGUUAUAGGGGUUUGCUGGGCACAGUACAACCCUAAUACUCCUUCUGGGAGGACAUCUAUUGUGCAUCUGUUUGAAUGGCGCUGGGCAGAUAUUGCUCUUGAGUGUGAACGCUAUUUAGCUCCUAAUGGAUUUGGAGGAGUUCAGAUUUCACCUCCAAAUGAGAAUGUUAUCAUUACUGACCCCUCACGUCCAUGGUGGGAAAGGUACCAGCCCGUCAGCUACAGGCUAUGCACACGAUCUGGAAACGAAACUGAAUUUAGAGACAUGGUGACUAGGUGCAACAAUGUUGGAGUACAUAUUUAUGUGGAUGCAGUAAUCAACCAUAUGUGCGGAGCUAAUGCUGGUGCUGGCGACUAUGCUACAUGUGGAAGUUAUUUCAAUGCAAAGACUGAAGAUUUUCCAGCUGUGCCAUAUUCUAGUUGGGACUUUAAUGAUGGUAAAUGUAAUUCUAGAAGUGGAGAUAUUGAGAAUUACCAUGAUAUAGCUCAGGUCCGAGACUGCCGCUUGGUUAGCCUGCUUGAUCUGGCCCUGGACAAGGACUAUGUACGCUCAAAAGUUGCUGAGUACAUGAACAGCCUCAUCGCUAUUGGUGUAGCAGGCUUCCGAAUUGAUGCUGCCAAGCAUAUGUGGCCUGAGGAUGUGAAGGCAAUUUUAGACAAGCUGAAAGAUCUAAAUACUACGUGGUUUUCUGCAGGAACUAAACCUUUAAUUUACCAGGAGGUAAUUGACUUGGGUGGAGAGCCGAUCAAAGGCAGUGACUACUUUGGAAACGGGCGAGUAACGGAAUUCAAAUACGGUGCAAAACUGGGGACAGUGAUCCGCAAGUGGAAUGGAGAAAAGAUGGCCUACUUAAAGAACUGGGGAGAAGGCUGGGGCUUUGUGCCUUCCGACAGAGCCCUGGUCUUUGUGGAUAAUCAUGACAACCAACGAGGGCACGGGGCUGGUGGAUCUUCCAUUCUAACCUUCUGGGAUGCCAGGCUUUAUAAAAUGGCAGUUGGUUUCAUGCUUGCUCAUCCAUAUGGGUUCACACGCGUGAUGUCAAGUUUUCGCUGGCCAAGAUAUUUUGUAGAUGGGCAGGAUGUCAAUGACUGGGUUGGGCCACCAAGUAACGCGGAUGGAUCAACGAAGCCUGUUACAAUCAACGAAGACACCACCUGUGGCAACGAUUGGGUUUGUGAGCAUCGCUGGCGUCAAAUAAGGAACAUGGUUAUCUUCCGUAAUGUGGUGGACGGUCAGCCUUUCUCCAACUGGUGGGACAAUGGCAACAAUCAAGUGGCUUUUGGCCGUGGUAAUAAAGGCUUCAUCGUUUUCAAUAAUGAUGACUGGCAUAUGAACGUCUACUUGCACACUGGACUGCCCGCUGGUACCUACUGUGAUGUUAUUUCUGGACAAAAGGAGGGCAACAAAUGUACUGGAAAGGAGGUGUACGUUUCUGGCGAUGGAAUGGCUAAUUUUGACAUUAGUAACAGUGCUGAAGAUCCAUUCAUUGCAAUUCAUGUUGAUGCCAAGUUAUAACUCAAAGAGGAGUGU
This is a messenger RNA of Cuculus canorus (common cuckoo), 1793 nucleotides long. RefSeq names its product pancreatic alpha-amylase-like. Lineage: Eukaryota; Metazoa; Chordata; Aves; Cuculiformes; Cuculidae. The record is from RefSeq and is a predicted model, not a curated record. Bases 240 to 1778 code for a protein of 512 amino acids. The transcript has 11 exons. Gene Ontology annotation, molecular function: alpha-amylase activity; cation binding. Gene Ontology annotation, biological process: carbohydrate metabolic process.